Messenger RNA from Rhopilema esculentum, 542 nucleotides. RefSeq names its product adenosine 5'-monophosphoramidase HINT1. The record is from RefSeq and is a predicted model, not a curated record. Gene Ontology annotation, molecular function: catalytic activity. Lineage: Eukaryota; Metazoa; Cnidaria; Scyphozoa; Rhizostomeae; Rhizostomatidae.
GGCACGCUUGUGCAAUUCCGUCUCACUGUCACGGGCAUUGGAAAAGAUGGCUGGUGAGGUGAAAGCAGCGCAAAGUGCAAUGCCUGGUGGCGACACCAUCUUUGGGAAGAUUGUUAGGAAGGAAAUCCCUUCUGAAAUUCUGUUUGAAGAUGACAGGGUGAUAGCAAUCAAGGAUAUCAAUCCGCAAGCUCCAGAGCAUUUUCUUGUGCUGCCAAAGAAGACAAUAAGUCAGCUCUCUAAAGCAGAGGACAGUGAUGAGCCAUUGUUGGGCCACAUGCUCACAACCGUGAAAAAGGUUGCCAAACAAAGAGGGUUGGAAAAUGGUUACAGAGUGGUCAUCAACGAAGGGAAGGAUGGAGCUCAGUCAGUUUAUCAUUUGCACAUGCAUGUUUUAGGGAAAAGGCAAAUGGCAUGGCCUCCAGGUUGAUACGAGGAAGAACAGACAUGGCUAAAUUAUGACAUACGCAUACACAACCAUACGCAAACUUUUUUAUCUCUCAUAUGGUAGCUGAUAAAAUCAAUCAUUGAAAUAUUGCUUUCAA